AUGAAGACUCAAGAAGUCUGUAUUCUGAAGAAUAAAUUAAAUAUACUCCUCACACAAAUUUUGAAUGAAUAAACACUUGUAACACCCUCUUCCAUUCAUCAUAAUGAUAAUAUAUUACCUAUUGAAGUCCCUUACAAUAAAGUGUUAUCAAUCUAAUAUAUAUUGACAUCAUAGGGUAUUCUUGAAAGAGAUGGAAAUAUUGUUUAUUUGAAUCCUAAUAUUAUUGAUGCAUUCGUUAUCAAUAACUUAAUCUAUAUUCAAUUGAAAGAUUAGUUUUUAUUGCAUAAUACAAAUACUCAAGAGCAAUACGUUAUUUUGAACAAUAUGAAUAUUGAAAGCUUUGCUAUUAGUUAUCCUAAAGUAGCAAUUGAAUCUUCUUACUAUUAUAUAUUUGAUGAUAAGACAAGAAGCUUGAUUAAGGUUGGAAACACAGAAAAAAAAUAAAAAAUUGGAUGUGCUUUUUAUUAGUCAUUUCUAUUUUGUGGACGACCUAAUGGUAUUUUAUGGAAAGCUAAAAUGACAGGUGAAGUAUAGUCAUCCUUUAAAUUUGCUGGUCUUAAAUUCAAUCAGAUAAAUAUCGUAAAUAAUUAUCUCUACAAUAUUAAUCAAAAUGUAUGCACUAUCAUUCUCAUUGAUGAUAUGACUAUUUUUACUACUAUUGAAUUGACUUCCUAAUAAAUCUUUUUCUCUAAACAUAAGUUACUUUACUUUGAUUAAGAUUAUUUGUAUACUCUUCAAAUUUUAAACUUAGAAGAUGCCUUUAAUUAAUAUGCUUUAUAAAGUGAUCCCAAAGCUAUUGAACUCUUUAAAAAUCAUACUUAAUUAUAAACUUAUCAAAAUGGAUUAUUACUAUAUAAAUAUAAAUCUAAUGAUAUUGAUGAGAUUUUAUAAAAUUUAUAACGAGAAUAGUUUAAAUUUAAAUUUGUUGCCAGCAAAAAUCUCAUACCUAAUAAAUCCUAAAUCUAAUUUAAGAAUGACAUAAACCCGAAAUAAUGCUGUUAAUGGUUAGCCAUAGAUCCUAUCAUUUCAAAUCGGUAAGAAGACUUAAGUAAUGUCAUCGAUAAGAUUAAUAGCAAACUAUUUUAAUAUAAAGGAAUGCAAAAAUUAAGAAAGUAUUUAAAUGUUAAAUAAAUUAACAACUUAAAUAUGUUACAUAGUUAAAUAAUAAAGAAUAUUAAAGUAUUCAAAAAGUGGGAAUUGUUGAUAAUCCAACAAAAUUUUAAGUAUUGUAGAAAUUUGAAUUUAGAACAUUAAUUUUGUAUACAAUUAAUCCGAGAAUAGAUUAAAUGGAGAAAUAAGCAGUUAGAGGAUAGAAUUUGA
Molecule: messenger RNA, 1320 nt
Organism: Paramecium sonneborni
Lineage: Eukaryota; Ciliophora; Oligohymenophorea; Peniculida; Parameciidae
Source: the annotation of a GenBank genome assembly